This is a messenger RNA of Sorex fumeus (smoky shrew), 921 nucleotides long. RefSeq names its product olfactory receptor 4A15-like. The transcript has a single exon. The coding region runs from base 4 to 921 and encodes 305 amino acids. Lineage: Eukaryota; Metazoa; Chordata; Mammalia; Eulipotyphla; Soricidae. Gene Ontology annotation, cellular component: membrane. Gene Ontology annotation, molecular function: G protein-coupled receptor activity; olfactory receptor activity. Gene Ontology annotation, biological process: G protein-coupled receptor signaling pathway. The record is from RefSeq and is a predicted model, not a curated record.
UAGAUGGGACAUAGAAACAAUGUAACCGAAUUUGUCCUCCUGGGCCUCACUCAGGAUCCUGAGGGGCAAAAGGCAUUAUUUGUGAUGUUUUUACUCAUCUAUGUUGUGACAAUGGUGGGCAACCUGCUCAUUGUGCUGACAAUUUUUGCCAGCCCCUCUCUGGGCUCCCCCAUGUACUUCUUCCUUGCCUACCUGUCACUCAUGGAUGCUGUGUAUACCACUGCCGUUUCACCUAAAAUGAUUGCAGAUUUGCUCCGUGAGAAAAAGACCAUCUCCUUCCCAGCAUGCAUGGGCCAGCUCUUUAUAGAACACUUUUUUGGGGGUGCUGAGGUCUUCCUUUUGGUGAUGAUGGCCUAUGAUCGCUAUGUGGCCAUCUGCAAGCCAUUACAUUAUAUGACCAUUAUGAAUCGACGAGUUUGCAUCCUGCUCUUGGUGGUGUCUUGGGUUGGCGGGUUUUUGCACUCCGUGGUACAACUUCUCUUUGUGUAUGAUCUCCCCUUUUGUGGCCCCAAUGUCAUUGACCACUUCAUCUGUGACAUGUACCCGUUACUCGAACUUGCCUGCACUGACACCUACUAUGUUGGCCUAAUAGUGGUGGCUGAUGGCGGAGCCAUUUGUAUGGUCAUCCUGACUCUUCUUCUAAUCUCCUAUGGCGUCAUCCUCAAUUCCCUUAAGACUCACAGUCAGGAAGGCAGGCGCAAAGCUCUGUCUACUUGUGGUUCCCAUAUCACAGUGGUAGUCCUGUUUUUUGUUCCUUGUAUUUUCAUGUACGUUAGACCUGUUGCCACCUUUCCCAUUGAUAAAUCCAUAACUGUGGUGUUUACUGUGAUUACUCCCAUGUUGAAUCCUUUAAUAUAUACCUUGAGAAAUUCAGAGAUGAAAAAUGCAAUGGAAAAACUCUGGUGUAAAAAAAAGUAUUAG